UGGAGUGUUUUGUUUAUUGACUCCAAUAAACAUUAAAGUUAAUCUCUGUUUAAUUCUUUCAUCCACAUUUCAAUGUAGUGAGUGCCAAGGUUCAGUUGAAAUUGAAUCUCUCUGACUUAGUAGCUAUGAAUAGCUGCUGUUUAUGCAGUGAGGAACAUUGGCUCUAGAAGAGAGUUAGGAGCGACGGAAAGAUUUUUGAAGGCAGCAGAUAUAUGGGAAAAACUAGUAACUUCAACAAAUCAAGAUUUUUUCCAGACCACAUCAGUCAUUCAAAUUACCCCAGAAAGACCAUUGUGGGUUGUAGUUUAAAGAGACAGGGAAAAGCCCAGCCACAGGCAUGGAGUUUACUAGGAAUUACCUUCCAAAGGAAUGGGAAGAGCGAUGGAGGAGAGAGAAAGAGAGGAGAAAACGAGUGAUUGAAGAAGGUGGCGAAGAAGGGAUUGAACAGGACAACCACGAACUGCGUAGGAUCGUGGCUUACAAUGACUCAAGGAUGGGACUGAUCAAUGGGCGGGGUAAGAAACAGGGGUCGGAGGUCAGGAUGAGUGGUGUUGGUCAGGAAGGAAAUGGGCAACAUGUGAGAGAGGAUGCAUUUGGGGAUGAAGGACUUGUUGAUAAAGUCCACACAUACCGCAGUGAAACCUAUCCUAAAGAGGUAUUCAUUGCCCUGAAGGAAUUCUGUGAUUCAUCUCUUCUCACAGACCUGACUCUGACCACGGAUAAUGGGAACCGCUUUGACGUACACUCCCUUAUCCUUGCUGUUGUCAGCUCCUUCAUCCAUGAGAGGCUGAGGGAUGAAAGUGGAGAACGAUCGGUCAACGGAAACAAUGGGAUUCCAAGGCGGUCAGUGUCUCUGCCUCCUGAGGUUGAUCAUGUUGGGCUACGGGCAGUUUUGGAGUUUGCCUACACUGGAGCAGCAUUGUCUUUGAACAAUGGCAGCAUGUUCUCGAUUAUGGCUGCAGCUCAAGCACUGGGCAUUCCUAGAUUGCUGGAUCUCUGCAACAAAGAGGAGAGAUUGAAAGAAGGUGGGAGUCCUAAGAAGGAAGAGCGAAAGACAUCUGCCCUAGAACAGAUGAGGGUUACUCUUCAGUCCAUUAACCAGUUGUGGGCAGACAGAGUUGGGUGUGAUGUGAUCUUGGAUGUGGAUGGUGCUGUGUUCCAUGUCCACAGAGUUAUCCUGGCGGCGAGCAGUGACUACUUCCGUGGCAUGUUCACCUGCGGUAUGAAGGAAUCCAACCAGACCUGUAUUGCCCUUCCCUUCCUGUCACCUUCUGAGUUAGAGGUUCUGAUUAGAUGCUCCUACAGUGGAACCCUUCCACUUAGCUGGGACUGUGUCUUCGAGAUCUCCUGCACGGCCCUCCAGCUUCAGUUCCAGCCUGCCCUCUCGCUUUGCCUCAAAUUCAUGCGUCAGGAAAUGGAGGCAAGCUCCUGCCUGGAUGUGGCAUCUUUUGCUGAAGCCUACGAGAUGUCAGAGUUGCUUGAGGAAGCCAAUGACUUUGUGCUGAGGAACUUCUGGGAGGUGUCAGCCACAUCGAAGUUUCAGGACCUACCAGCAGAGAAGCUUCUAGACAUCCUCCACCGUGAUGAUCUGUGCGUUCCAUCAGAGUUGGCUGUAUUUCGAGCUGUAAUCUCUUGGAUUGAGGCUGAUAUUGAGGAGAGGUUGGGCCAGGCUGGCGUACUGAUGACCGGCGUCCGGUUCCCCCUCAUGACCUUUCGUGAGUUCAGGGAGGUCAGGGCCAUUAACCUACGCAUGGAGAGCUUCGGAAACAAAGAGGUGGAACUCUAUGGUUCAGCACUCAAGGAAUUUGGUUUCAGCCUUCCAGAUACCCAGGAACAGUGCCGGGUCCGACGUCCCAAAGACGCCCUGGUUGUGGUCGGGGGAGACCAGCUGAACCCAGAUGUGGGACCGCGCAUACCAAGCAGGGAAUUGUGGUUUGCAAACUCCUUACGCAGUGGUACAGGGCUGAUGAAGGGGAUUGAAUGGAGGAGGCUGGGUGAGUUGCCAGAUGAGCCGAAGUUCAGGCAUGGAGUAGCAGCAAUGUUGGGAAAGUUGUAUGUGUUUGGAGGAUGUUACUACUACUGCAAGGAUGACAUCAUGAAAUCCACCUACAGUUAUGACCCCGUGCAGGACAGCUGGAAGAGGCUAGCUGACAUGCAGGAGUUCAGAAGCAACUUCUCAGUGGUGGUCCACGGAGAGCGUCUUUAUGCCAUUGGUGGAGAUAAGGAGAUCAACACCAACAUGGACAGCGUUGAGAUGUACAACCCGGACACUGAUUCAUGGAGCUUUGUCCAGCCCCUGGACCAGGCUCUGAGCGGCCAUGCUGUCACCGUCUUAGAUGGAGGAAUAUUCAUCUCUGGAGGUUUCGACUGUAAGUACGUAUGUCUGGUUUCCAUGUUCCUGUACCACCCAGAGAGAGGAACCACCUACCUGGCAGACAUGACCCAUGACCGGGCCCAGCAUUGCAUGGAGCCCCUGCGAGGCCGUCUCUACGUCGCCGGGGGUGUCUGUAACCUGAGAAGGUUUUACACCGACCAACAACUCUGUGAGGUGUAUGAUCCCGUGGCCGAUUCCUGGACCGCUUUUGCGUCACUGCCUUUGUCCCAUGUGGGUGCAGCCUCAGUCGUCCUGGAGGGGAAGAUCUAUGUACUGGGAGGAUACUGCCGGGACGAUUACAGUGAGUCUGGACUGGUCCACCGCUUCGAACCCAGUACAGAGCGAUGGGAGAACAUGGGCAAACUGCCUGGGGCUUGUACUGACAUACGGGCCUGUCUGCUUCGAUUGCCCCAACACCUUAGACUUUAAGUAACUGGCUGGUCAAGAUUAUUAUAUUUAUAAACUUGGAUUUUUUAGUGGGAUCUGUUACCAAAAUUCUGUACAUUAGCAAAUGCAUUUCAGCUGAAAAAACAUGUUUUAUUGUCAUAUAUGUGGUAUUAAUUAGAGAAAUCUAAGUCCAAAACCAGACUGUUGUAAAUGCCAGUUUGUUUUUUUUGUCUCUGUCUUCUUGAAAAAUAUAGUUUACUUAAGAGUAGUUGCUGUAAAUGAAUAAUCAAACCAUUUUAAAUCAUCCAUCAAUAGUAUAUUUCUAUACGAUAUGAAGCUCUGCAUGUUCCUUUUUGCUGAGUGACUAAACUAAAUGUUAACUCAUGUCUAUGAAUCAGUUACAUGUAACUACUACAAUCAGCAUGAUUGUUUGGAAAA
Molecule: messenger RNA, 3199 nt
Organism: Anoplopoma fimbria (sablefish)
Lineage: Eukaryota; Metazoa; Chordata; Actinopteri; Perciformes; Anoplopomatidae
Product: kelch-like protein 33
Molecular function (GO): protein binding
Source: RefSeq, a predicted model, not a curated record